AUGCCUGAACGUGCCGAGCGUGACCUCUACCGGGACACGUGGGUGCGGUACCUAGGUUAUGCCAAUGAGGUGGGGGAGGCCUUCCGCUCCCUGGUGCCGGCAGCUGUGGUGUGGCUGAGCUAUGGUGUGUCCAGCUCCUAUGUCCUGGCAGAUGCCAUCGACAAAGGCAAGAAGGCGGGUGAUGCAUCAAGCUGUGAAGCAGACCACAGCACCAGGGUGACUUUGGCUGUGGUGGACACCUUUGUGUGGCAGGCUCUGGCCUCUGUGGCCAUCCCAGGCUUCACUGUCAACCGCGUGUGUGCCGCCUCCCUCUACGUCCUGGGCACCGCCACCCGCUGGCCUCUGGCUGUCCGCAAGUGGACCACCACUGCGCUGGGGCUACUGAUCAUCCCUGUCAUCGUCCACCCCAUCGACAGGUCUGUGGACUUCCUCCUGGACUCCAGCCUACGAAAGCUCUACCCAUCAGUGGAGAAGCCCGGCUCCUCCUGA
Orycteropus afer afer is the source of this 489-nucleotide messenger RNA. It is a transcript of the gene MTFP1, whose product is annotated as mitochondrial fission process 1. The transcript has 4 exons. Lineage: Eukaryota; Metazoa; Chordata; Mammalia; Tubulidentata; Orycteropodidae. Gene Ontology annotation, biological process: mitochondrial fission. The coding region runs from base 1 to 489 and encodes 162 amino acids. Gene Ontology annotation, cellular component: mitochondrion. The record is from RefSeq and is a predicted model, not a curated record.